AUGGGCAACACUUCCACAAAAGAGUGCCGCCCUCAUUAUGAACAUGGCGCGCGACAUUCGCGGGGCGGCUCCGCGGUAGACUACGAACAUCAAAGGACUUCCGAUAACGCACGUACGGGCAGUUCGUCGCGAACUCUACUCAACAACCGGCCCGAACUAGCAAUUCUCGGCCUCACAUCGGAUAGGGACCAACCAUCAGUAGAACAUCGUCGUGAGACGCGACAAGAAAGGGAGGCUCGGAAGCGAGAAAAGGAAAACGCCGCCAGAAUAAAAGAGCGUGAACGAAGCAUGAAGGAAGAACAUGUCGAUGGCGCCUAUCUGGUAACACAAGGAGUCUAUGUUGGCCCUGAGGAUUACAAUAAGGCGAUUGUCAGACAGUUGAUGAUUGAACGGCGUCUUGCUCCGUUUUGGAAGGGCCUGAACGAUUUUUCGGAUUCAUGGACGGAACAUCAACUGAUGGCUGCCGCUCGAGGAAUGCCAAUUCCAGCACCUGACGAAGUUCCUCCUGAGCUGGAGUAUAAAAUACCUUCCAAGGCUCCCGAAGAGAGACAGAUUUCUGACAGAAGCCUUAACACCCUCAUGGUCCCGAUCACCUCGAGAUCCCAGUCUUACAAUUCGGAUACCUCCUCUAUCAACCGGACUAUAUCACCUGCACGAUCUCCUGGUGCUCUGAGCCCGACAAGCUCCUUUUUCCGAGGCCGUGCCAAAACAUUGGCGUCUCUAACUACCUCCUCUAAGACGAAUGUCACAGAGAUGGCACCUCGUGAAAUUCAGCUUCCGAAAGACCCUUUUGUUAAUGGGCAACCGCUUGAAGCAUACCUGUAUAAGGAUGCAUCUGAGUGUCCCAUUUGUUUCCUCUAUUAUCCCCCAUACUUGAACAAGACCAGAUGUUGCGACCAACCCAUCUGUUCGGAAUGUUUUGUCCAGAUUAAACGCCCUGACCCCCACCCUCCUGAACACCACGAUCCCAACAAUUCGGAAAAUAACCAGUCAAAUGAACCAGAUGGACAGCUUGUCUCGGAGCCUGCUGCAUGCCCCUUUUGCGUACAACCGGAGUUUGGCGUUACUUAUUCACCACCUCCGUUUCGCCGGGGAUUGGUCUACGCACCGAAUGCCAGCGCCCAAGCUCUUGCGAAUUCCUCGGCUGCCUCUUCGGCUUCAUCGUUGGUAUCUGGAGGUGCAAAUCCAACGACGAGACGACGUGCCGUGUCAAUAUCUGCUGAUUCGCCCAGUGUUAUCACUACCGACAAAGUUCGUCCAGAUUGGGCAACUAAACUCGCUGCUGCGAGAGCCCAGGCUGCUAGAAGAUCUGCGGCUGCCACAGCACUUCAUACCGCUGCUUACUUGAUAAAUACUCCGGGAGCCUCUGGCGAGCCUAGGAGACGUAGCAUGUUACGACGGACAGCAGGCCAAGAUAGCCCUAUAAGUCGAACGGGAUCCCCACAUAUCAAUGCCCUCGCAUACCUGGCGGAACGACGAGCCAUUGCAGACCGCGAAAAUGAGUCUCCAGCGGAUGGCUCCGGUAACCGUGCUCCUGGCCGCACUAGCUCUCGCCGCAGUAGGAUUGAUGAAUUAGAGGAAAUGAUGAUGAUGGAGGCCAUCAGAUUAAGUUUGGCAGCAGAGGAAGAACGACGUAAAAAGGAGGAGAAAGAGGCGAAAAAAGAAGCUAAACGUCGGGGAAAGGAGGCCAAAAAGGCUGAAAAGCAUGCAAGGAAGUCUGGACUUUACAGCAACAACCCCAGUAAUAUUGCGUUAAACGUUCCGUCCAGCAGUGCAACCACUCAGACAGCGACGAAGGCGAACCUUGAGCUCGAUAAAUCCUCGAAUAAAGGCAAAGGUGUGGACCGUUCGGAGGCUAGAUUGGGUGCGGUGACGGAGACCAACCCUUCAAUCGAACCGUCAAAACUUGCUUCAAAGGACACGAACUGCGAGCAAACUAGUGCGACAGAGGGAUGUGACAGAAGGACUCAUCUCCGACACGUCUCUAGCGCAUCGUCAUCAAGCUCAUCGCUUGUUGAGUCUGCCUUUGGAGAGUCAAUUGGGUCCAGGACGCCGCAUAACGGGUCGAGCUCGAAUCUAGCGCCGAUUCAUGGGUUCAGAAGCCUCGCUGCUAUGAUUGAUGACACGACCCCUAGCGAAUCCGCUGAAAAUACGAAUCAUCCGGGAAGCUCAAGCGACCAAACAAUAUCUUCAGCGGUAGCUGAGCAGCCUGACGAUCCUCUAACAGCUGAGUCAGGUCGGCCUACGCCGCUCUCCCCUCCUCCUCUAGACCGAAAAGACACCCUUGGCAAAGAGGCGGAUAUGUCUUCAACGGAAGUACUUCCUCAAUCAAAGCUUGGCACUGCAAGUUAA
This is a messenger RNA of Uncinocarpus reesii 1704, 2352 nucleotides long. RefSeq lists its product as uncharacterized. The coding region runs from base 1 to 2352 and encodes 783 amino acids. The record is from RefSeq and is a predicted model, not a curated record. The transcript is spliced from 2 exons. Lineage: Eukaryota; Fungi; Ascomycota; Eurotiomycetes; Onygenales; Onygenaceae. Gene Ontology annotation, cellular component: cytoplasm.